AUGAAUUGUGAUGAUGGUACUGUACUUUCAUGUCCAGAUGUAUGUGGAGGUGGUAAAAUUUCUGGUAAUGAAGAAUGCAAAGAUGAUAAUAAUAUUUAGUUUGAUGGAUGUUAUAAUUGUAAAUUUCAAUGUUAAGAAUCUUGCACAAAAUGCCUAAUGGGAGAGUAUCAAAUGAAUUAAUUUAAGUUAUCAAUACAUAGACCCAUAUACCUGGGGAUAUAAGGAGAGAUGUGGAGAUUAAAUGAUUGUAGGAGAGGAAUAAUGUGAAGGUGGAAAUUAAUCAAAUACUGAUGGAUGCAAAGAAUCUGGAUAUUUUGUAGGGUUGGAUGUUGGUAAUGCGAUAAUGUCAAAAGAAAUGUCUUGCUUGCGAAUUUCCUAGAUUAAUUCCAAAUUAAUAUUUUUGUUAAGAAAACUGUGGAGAUGGAAUAGUUACAGCAGAUCCUUAUGGAUUUUCUAAAGAAGUUGA
Messenger RNA from Paramecium octaurelia, 466 nucleotides. The record is from the annotation of a GenBank genome assembly. Lineage: Eukaryota; Ciliophora; Oligohymenophorea; Peniculida; Parameciidae.